Messenger RNA from Ylistrum balloti, 2343 nucleotides. Its product is annotated as beta-glucuronidase-like. Gene Ontology annotation, molecular function: carbohydrate binding; beta-glucuronidase activity. Gene Ontology annotation, biological process: carbohydrate metabolic process; glucuronoside catabolic process. The coding region runs from base 54 to 1904 and encodes 616 amino acids. The record is from RefSeq and is a predicted model, not a curated record. The transcript has 12 exons. Lineage: Eukaryota; Metazoa; Mollusca; Bivalvia; Pectinida; Pectinidae.
CCCUGAUACUUGUCAGUUAUAUUUACACAUGCACAUGUCUCGAUCCGUUCGGAAUGCUGUAUCCGAAGGACUCCGAGAGCCGAACUGUCAAACUCCUGGACGGUAUGUGGGAUUUCCGUGUGGAUGACUCUCCGAACAGAAACCAGGGUUUCAAGGAAAAGUGGUAUUCAGCUCCCCUCAGACACAAAGGGGAGGUAAUUCCAAUGCCAGUUCCCGCAAGCUACAAUGACAUCACACAAGAGAAGAAGAUCCGUGACUUUGUAGGCUGGGCAUGGUAUGAGCGUGAGUUCUUCCUACCCCAGGACUGGACAUCUAAACGUGUUGUGCUACGUGUUGAUAGUGCCCACUACAAUGCUGUUGUGUGGGUCAAUUCAGUACAGCUGGUUCAACAUGAAGGAGGUCACUUGCCAUUUGAAGGGGAAAUAACUCACUGGGACAUACCAAUCAUGUUUGGAGGCAGCAACAGAGUGACAAUAGCCAUCAACAACACAUUGACACCAACUACCCUUCCACCUGGAACAAUCCAGUACCAACAUAAUAUCAACAGAUAUCCUACUGGCUAUUUUGUCCAGAAUUUACAGAUGGAUUUCUUUAACUAUGCAGGACUUCACCGCCAUAUUCAAAUUUAUACCACACCCAAGACUUAUAUUGAAGAUGUGAUUAUAGCUACCAAUUUGCAGGGUGGAAAUGGUUUGGUGAAAUAUACAGUGGUCACUAGUGGUCAGCCUGGACAUGUCCAGCUAGCUGUAGAAAUCAUUGACCGUGAGGGGCGGGUGGUGGGUCACAGUAAUCAGUUUCAGGACACUAUUACAGUGAACAAUGGACACUUCUGGUGGCCGUACACGAUGAACAGCACAUCCCCUGGAUAUCUCUACACAUUCAAGAUGAACUUGACCAUAAUGACCAGUGGAAUAUCUGAUGUUUAUCGCCAACGGUUUGGUAUCAGAGAGGUCAAAAUCACAGAUACCCAGUUGCUUAUCAACGAUCGGCCAUUUUAUUGUCAUGGUGUAGCGAAACAUGAGGAUUCAGAUAUACGAGGAAAGGGAUUGGAUUUUGCCCUUAUCGCAAAAGAUUUUAACCUUUUGAAGUGGCUGGGGGCCAACUGUUUCCGAACCUCACACUAUCCAUAUGCCGAAGAAAUUAUGGACAUGGCUGACCAACAGGGGAUUGUGGUCAUCAAUGAGAGUCCAGGAGUGGGAAUCAGAAAGGCCAACAACUUUGGCAAUUUGUCCUUGGCUCACCAUCUCAAGGUCAUGGACGAGAUGUACAGGCGUGAUAAAAACAGACCAGCGGUCAUCUUGUGGUCAGUUGCAAAUGAACCGGACACAACACAUGACAAUUCAAUAUACUACUUUCAAACUCUUCUUUCUCAUGUGAGGUUUAUUGACAGCACAAGACCUGUCACUUUUGUAGCCAACUCUGAUUUUAGCUCAGAUAAAGUGGCCCAAUACACUGACAUCAUCUGUCUUAACCACUACAAUGCCUGGUACCAAGACUGCUCUCACACGGAGCUCAUACAACGACAGCUGACCUAUGACCUCCGCCAAUGGUACAACAAAUAUCAUAAACCAAUUAUGAUAACUGAGUACGGAGCUGACACAAUCGAGGGCUUUCACCAGGAUCCUUCAAUUGUGUUCACAGAAGAGUUCCAGGUGGAGUUUAUGACAGAAUACCAUAAAACAUUUGACAAUCUACGACACGAGUUCCUAGUCGGAGAAAUGGUGUGGAACUUUGCAGAUUUUAUGACAGCUCAAGGCAUUACACGGGCAUUUGGCAACAGAAAGGGCAUAUUCACACGACAGCGGAGACCUAAGAUGUCAGCACACCUUCUAAGAUCUAGGUACCAGAGCAUGAUCAACAGCACAUCAACAGUAAAGAAUCAGCAUAGAGGCCGAGAAUUAUAGUGACACAUCAACAGUAAAGAAUCAGCAUAGAGGCUGAGAAUUAUAGUGACACAUCAACAGUAAAGAGUCGGCACAGGGACAGAGAAUUAUAGUGACACAUCAACAGUAAAGAGUCGGCACAGGGACAGAGAAUUAUAGUGACACAUCAACAGUAAAGAAUCAGCAUAGAGGCUGAGAAUUAUAGUGACACAUCAACAGUAAAGAUUUGGCACAGGGACAGAGAAUUAUAGUGACACAUCAACAGUAAAGAAUCAGCACAGAGGCCGAGAAUUAUAGUGACACAUCAACAGUAAAGAUUCGGCACAGGGACAGAGAAUUAUAGUGACAAAUCAACAGUAAAGAAUCAGCAUAGAGGCUGAGAAUUAUAGUGACACAUCAACAGUAAAGAAUCAGCAUAGAGGCUGAGAAUUAUAGUGACACAUCAACAGUAAAGAAUCAG